AUGCCUGAAAGGUCGUCUUCGGAUUCUUCGUCAUCUACAACACCCACGCCGUCUCGCGCUUCUUCCCCUCUACCAUUUUCUCUCCAUUCUGCAUCUUCAUCAGAAACCGAGUCCAACUCACCUCUACUCGGCCUCGCAAGAUACACUUCUACGGGAGAGAGCCGCUGGAUUUGGCGUAAUCUAGGUUCAAGUUCUCCAAGGAGGCGUAAACGAGAUGGAAGAAGGUGGAGAACCUUCAAGGGUAUUUUGAGACGUAUUGUUAGACACCCGCUAUUCCCUCGUCAACCGCUAACCAUUAUACUUGCGCUCCUAGUGUUCACCGUGUUCGCUAUUUCUCUCACAUUAAUUUUGCUCUAUGUCCUGAACCCUGACAAGGAAGCCCUACCUUGGAGGGCAUAUUGCACCAUCCCGCCAACAACUUCUGUUCCUCCGCAUUAUCGUGACACAUUGCCAUAUCCUUACAUCAACUCCCUUCCCAAAGUGAUGCCACCAUCGUUUCCACCGGAUGAUCUUGAUUCACUGCCCCCCGCAGGACUGUUCUUAGCCGUCUUCUCGAUGGAUUCGUCAUUAGAGCGUAGAAUGUUGAUUAGAACAACGUGGGCAGCACAUCCUCGUAGUCGUAAUGGCGCAGGAGAAGGAGAUGGCGGAAUGGGCACCUCGAGAACUGUGGUGCGUUUUGUUCUCGGACAGCCCCGCAAAGGAUGGGAAAGACGUAUUCAAUCAGAGAUGGAAAUGUACAACGAUAUGAUAAUCUUGCCCUGCUCAGAAAACAUGAAUUCCGGCAAAUCGCAUGCCUACUUCACGUGGGCAGCAUCGAAUGCUUGGGUCCCGCCAAUCUACUUCAAUACCACGCAUCCUGUACCGGAGUUCUCUUACUCGAAUCAAUAUACCCCUGCCCCCCGUCUUGCCCCCCACGAUCCCUACUUCGCUUGGAAAGACAGUGCCUCGGGUCAUCCAAGCCCUUGGGUGCGGCCCGAUUAUGUGGCUAAAGUCGAUGACGAUGCUUUCGUUAUGUUGGCCGAGCUCGAGGCACGUAUGAGGCUAGAGCUGUAUGCUACAGGGCAGAGGCCAUACGGCAUGCCCUACAUUUCACCAGUCUCGGCAUCCUUUAGAGUAGAGGCAUCAAAGAUGGAACCGCCGACCAGUGUUCCUGCCAAUACCUCUACAUCAUUAAUGGUUGAACAGGAGAUGCCGCGCGACGGAUCAGCGAAUGACCCAUUGGUUUACUGGGGCUAUCUUGUUAAAGAGAAGUUUAUGGCUGGUGAAUUGUAUGGCUUGAGCUGGAGUCUUGUCGAUUGGGUUUCCAAAGAUCCAAGCAUCAAAAGUCUUACUAGAGGAGCGGAGGACAAGCAGACGGCCAAAUGGAUGGGACUGCAUCCACGUGCAGCGGAGAUUCGUUGGUCAAGCGACCAUUGCUGGAUAUAUGAUCAUCCCCGGUCAGGGACUGUAUAUUCCCAUGGCUUCCUGUUUCCUUCUGAAGUCUCUCGCGUUAAGAAAUCUGUCUUAGCAUUUCUCGACAAAGUGUCCCGUAAUUCAUCGACCGGGACGACUGUCGUGACUUCUUCGACGCUUUUAUCUUUGUCACACUCAAGUGUUUCGGCAUUCGGCACCCGGUAUCAGCAGCCCUUACAAGAAAUGGACUUGGCUCAUAGUGUUGAGGCACUAGUCGAAGGCAGCAAUAUGUCCGAGCUGCAGGAAGGGAAGUCUAUGAGCCCGGAGAGAGCAUGGCGUACCCGUGAGGGACGUAUCACGCGAUACGAAAACAAGCGUGUUGGUGGAACUGUCGUAGUGCACUUCAUCAAAAAGCACAUGUGGUUCUUAGAGACUGCGCUCGCUUUCUUGGAAGGUGUCAAUUUUUCUGAAGCUGAACUCGAGAGUCUUGAUGCGGACGAGAGCAGGCUCAACAUGAGCUUGGCGUCAGUAUGGACGGACAGUUCGGUUUUCAAGCCUAUAAAUGCAAGUGCUGCGUUGUGA
This is a messenger RNA of Suillus fuscotomentosus, 1974 nucleotides long. Its product is annotated as glycosyltransferase family 31 protein. The transcript is spliced from 5 exons. Gene Ontology annotation, molecular function: hexosyltransferase activity. Gene Ontology annotation, cellular component: membrane. NCBI's taxonomy places the organism in Eukaryota, Fungi, Basidiomycota, Agaricomycetes, Boletales, Suillaceae. Bases 1 to 1974 code for a protein of 657 amino acids. The record is from RefSeq and is a predicted model, not a curated record.